GCUGAGGGCGUACUUGGAUUCCCAGGUUGGAAGAUUAUCUCAUUCAGAAGAAGUUCUACCAGAGAUAUAUAAGCUAAACUAGAUUGGCGUGUCUCAGUAAAACUGUCGUGGGUUUUGGGAGGCAUAUUCCCUUAAAGGAGUACUACACACCACUAGCACCAACUAUGAUGAUGCUAAGCGUAGAAGAGCUGGUAACAGGCAAGAAGGCAGAUGGAAGAGAAACUGGAGACUUCCUCCUAGAGGUUUUAAAAAAUGGGGAAUAUGAAACUGCUGUGAGGUUAGAGAAACAAGAGGAUUUGAAGACACUCACAGAUCACUCCUUCACACGGCGCAAUCUGACCUACAAAGAAGAAAAAGAGCUAGAAGCGCAGCUGAAGAAGAAGAAACUAGAGGAGAGACCAAAACUUGAAAACUUAGAAGAUCUUGAAAAAAUCAUCCAACUGAAAAAAAGAAAAAAAUACAAGAAAGUCAAAGUGCCUAUUUUAAAGGAGCCUGAACAAGAGGUUAUAACAGGUCCUGUGGACAUUCCUAUGUUUUUAAAGGCUUCCUUGGAAAACAAGAAGCCAGUAAUUGAAAAAUAUUUAUCAGACAAAGGGGAUCCAGAUGCUUGUGAUGAGUACAAGCGCACAGCAUUACAUCGAGCAUGCUCAGAAGGACACCUGGCAGUGGUGGAAAAGUUAGUAGAAGCUGGAGCCCAGCUUGAGUUCCAAGAUAUGCUUGAAUCAACAGCUAUUCAUUGGGCGUGUCGUGGCGGAAAUGUGGAAGUCCUGAAGUACUUGCUGAACAAAGGAAUAAACAGAAAUGCCAGAGACAAGCUGCUCAGCACACCUUUGCAUGUGGCAGUGAGGACCGGCCAGUAUGACUGUGGAGAACACCUCAUCGCCUGUGAAGCAGAUCUCAAUGCCAAAGACAGAGAAGGAGAUACUCCGAUGCAUGAUGCAGUGAGGCUGAAUCGCUACAAAAUGAUCCGACUCCUGAUUAUGUAUGGAGCCAACCUAAAUGUGAAGAAUACUGAAGGGAAAAGUCCCAUGGAUCUUGUUCUGCAAUGGCAAAACGGCACCAAAGAAAUCUUCAACAGCCUGAAGGAGAACUCGUACAAGAGCUGCCCUAUAGACACGUUCUGAACUCUUUAAGCCUCCAACGCCAAGGGGAUUGACAGC
Molecule: messenger RNA, 1160 nt
Organism: Euleptes europaea (tarantolino)
Lineage: Eukaryota; Metazoa; Chordata; Lepidosauria; Squamata; Sphaerodactylidae
Gene: ANKRD1
Product: ankyrin repeat domain 1
Exons: 9
Coding region: 165-1124 (319 amino acids)
Biological process (GO): regulation of transcription by RNA polymerase II
Cellular component (GO): nucleus
Molecular function (GO): RNA polymerase II-specific DNA-binding transcription factor binding
Source: RefSeq, a predicted model, not a curated record